UCCGCUUCCCCACUUCCCCAAAUGCCACAGAGCGUCCACCGUCACUUCCCUGCUCGAUCACCGCAGAUCUGAUCCCCUUCCCCUCGGAGCGUGGAAUCGCCUCGUCGUUGAUGCGAGUCUGCAUUCCAGGCCUUCCCUUGGGAUGGAUCCGCCGUCGUUGAUGCCGCGGCUGCCGGAGAUGUGCCGGUUCCCGAUGCUCGGAAUGCCUCCCCCCGAAUUGGUGCCCAGGGUCGGGCGGAUUGGUGGGGACGCCUCGGUGGAGGAGUCCACGGUGACGGAGCAGUGCGGUGGGAGCAAGGGUCGCCGGCGCCGUAGGGACCCUCCCUCCUCGGGUGGCGCGACGGAGGACGAGUCGUCGAAGUUCGUCUCCACCUGUAGCGGCAACGAGUUGGCUGAAGCCGAGGCCAAACGUCUCAAGGCCAUCAAAUCUACUGAUGGAAAUGACAACAUAAAAAGUGAGGCUGAGGCAAGUUCAGGCAUCUGUAACAAGUUAGCUGCUCAAAAUCCUCAAACAACUGAGCCACCAAAGCAAGAUUACAUCCAUGUGAGAGCAAGAAGAGGUCAAGCAACAGACAGUCACAGCCUGUCAGAAAGAGCAAGGAGAGAAAAGAUAAGCGAGAGAAUGAAGAUUCUCCAAGAUCUUGUUCCUGGUUGUAACAAGGUAAUUGGUAAAGCAUCAGUUCUUGAUGAGAUAAUAAACUAUAUUCAGGCCUUACAGCAUCAGGUGGAGUUUCUAUCUAUGAAGCUAGAGGCUGUUAAUUCCCCUAUGAACACUACUAUUGAAGUGUUUCCUUCCAAAGAUUUUAGUUCACAGAGAUACAAUACCACCUCUAGUUUGGCCUACAGCUCACAAACAAGGGAAUAUGAGCAGGGUUCAGGGACAGAAUGGCUUCAUAUGCAGCCACCUUCUAUAUUUUCAGAGGUACAUUUUUCGAUUGAGUACUCCCUAAUGCUCGAACGGUCAUCAAAACACCCAGCCAGACAGGUGUACCUUUCUUCUUUUUCCUUUUCAUAUUUUGCAAUGCUUGAAGCAAUAACCUUCAAUUAAAUUAGAUUCAUAACUAAUAUCUGGGUUACAACCAACUUCAUUUCUUUUCCAGGAAUUAAUGACUGCCAUUUAGAACUUGGUAAUCCCAUCAAGUCUUUGACGUGGUCAAACUUGUGUAGUUUUUAUUUGUCAGGGCAUGUGACCAUUAAGAAGUUUAUGUUGGAUCAGUUGUUAGACAAUGAAUGUAUGGACUUCUUUUCUUAACUUAAUGCAUUAUUAUCAGAUUCAUACCACCA
Molecule: messenger RNA, 1284 nt
Organism: Musa acuminata AAA Group (dessert banana)
Lineage: Eukaryota; Viridiplantae; Streptophyta; Magnoliopsida; Zingiberales; Musaceae
Product: transcription factor BHLH094
Exons: 7
Coding region: 143-1048 (301 amino acids)
Biological process (GO): regulation of DNA-templated transcription
Cellular component (GO): nucleus
Molecular function (GO): DNA-binding transcription factor activity; protein dimerization activity
Source: RefSeq, a predicted model, not a curated record